AUGGGGUAUGGUGGUGAUCAGGACAUUGGUAUGGGGUAUGGUGGUGAUCAGGUUAUUGGUAUGGGGUAUGGUGGUGAUCAGGACAUCGGUAUGGGGUAUGGUGGUGAUCAGGACAAUGGUAUGGGGUAUAGUGGUGAUCAGGACAUUGGUAUGAUGUAUGGUGGUGAUCAGGACACUGGUAUGGGGUAUGGAGGUGAUCAGAACAUUUGUAUGGGGUAUGGAGGUGAUCAGGACACUGGUAUGGGGUAUAGUGGUGAUCAGGACACUGGUAUGGGGUAUGCUGGUGAUCAGGACACUGGUAUG
Messenger RNA from Staurois parvus, 303 nucleotides. NCBI's taxonomy places the organism in Eukaryota, Metazoa, Chordata, Amphibia, Anura, Ranidae. The record is from the annotation of a GenBank genome assembly.